CUACCAUCUCAGCUCUCGCGCAGCUCUGGAAAGUUCGCUGAGUCGCGUCAGUUUCCACCGGCGGGCCGAACGUUAUAUAAACGCCUCGCGCAUCUCGCCUGCGGACUCGAGAACUACAUUUAACAAGCACGAACCGUCAAAUUCAAGCCGCGGAUCCCGAAUCCCAUUCCUGAUAGCGAUAUUAAUCCCAUUUAGCCCUGCAGACGUCGAGUCUCCGGUGAUUUCGGCAAAGGAGAGACCUCGGACAGAUACUCCGUGAGGUCUAAUUUUGGGCUGUUUCGAAGGAAAUAAUAAUAUUAAAUCAAAGAUGACUGCAGAAGAGGUGGUGAGUGAAGGCUGUAGCAUCCCCGUCGAGGGUGAAGACAUCACCCCGAAGAAAGAUGGAGGUGUUUUAAAGAUGGUCAAGAAGGAGGGUACAGGCACGGAGCUGCCUAUGACCGGCGAUAAAGUAUUCGUACACUAUGUUGGAACGCUGCUUGAUGGCACGCAGUUUGACUCCAGCCGUGAUCGAGGAGAGAAGUUCUCCUUUGAGCUGGGCAAAGGUCAGGUGAUCAAAGCGUGGGACAUCGGUGUAGCCACGAUGAAGGUUGGCGAGAUCUGCCAGUUGAUUUGCAAGCCCGAGUAUGCCUAUGGAGCUGCUGGCAGCCCGCCCAAAAUCCCACCCAACGCUACACUUGUGUUCCAGGUGGAGUUGUUUGAGUUUCACGGGGAGGACAUCACAGAUGAAGAAGACGGCGGUAUUAUUCGCAGGAUCAUCACUAAGGGGGAGGGUUACACAAAGCCUAAUGAGAGUGCAUCUGUGGAAGUGUGGCUGGAGGGCAGUCACGAGGAGCGCGUUUUCGAUGAGCGUGAGCUGAAGUUUGAGGUGGGAGAAGGAGAGAGUUUGGGUCUGCCUCCAGGUGUGGAGAAAGCCCUGCAGUCUAUGGAGCAGGGGGAAGAGGCGCUCUUCACCAUCAAACCAAAGUAUGGCUUUGGAACUGCUGGCAGCGACAAAUUCAACAUUCCACCUAAUGCUACGUUGCAGUAUAAAAUCAAACUGAAAGCAUUCGAGAAGGCCAAAGAAUCCUGGGAGAUGAACACGGUUGAGAAACUAGAACAGAGCGCCAUCGACAAAGAGAAAGGAACUCAGUAUUUUAAGGAGGGGAAAUACAAGCAGGCAUCCAUGCAGUACAAACGCAUUGUGUCCUGGUUGGAGCACGAGUCCAGCCUGCAGCCAGAGGACGAAGAGAAAGCCAAAGCACUGCGAUUGGCUGCUCAUCUUAACCUAGCUAUGUGCUACCUAAAGCUGCAGGAGCCUAACCCUGCCGUUGAGAACUGCGACAAGGCACUGGAGCUGGACGCGAAUAACGAGAAGGCCUUGUUUCGACGAGGAGAGGCACUGGUCGGCAUGAAGGAGUUCGACAGGGCGAGAGCAGACUUCCAGCGCGUCUCUCAAUUGUAUCCAGCCAAUAAAGCCGCGAAGAGCCAGAUCGUGCUCUGCCAGAAACAUAUCAAAGAGCAACACGAGAAGGACAAGCGCCUCUAUGCCAACAUGUUUCAGAAGUUUGCGGAGCGAGAUGCCAAAAAGGAAGCGGAGCAAGAAAAGGAGGAAAAGAAACCGAAUGGUAGUGCAAUGGAAAUAGAUGAAAACGGAGCCCAGGAACAAACUGCAGCAUAAUAGCAUGCUUGCGUGCGCGUUUGUAUUAUUUACUGUCUUUUGUGUUAUGUUUUUUUUUAAGGUUUUUUUUUUUUUUUUUUUUGUACCGUCUGUAAUAUCUGUCCCUCUGAAGCGACUGUUCGUGUGAAUGAGGACGCGUACUUGCUUUGGUUUCUAAUCUAAUGUAGCAAGUGGUUUGCUUUUGUACUGUGGCCAGGUGCGCGCUCGCGUGAGAUUGCACAAGUGUAUGAAUGUCUGUGCGUGCGAUACUGUAAGGCAGCUAGUCGACCGGGCCGCGUUCUCUCUUAGAGAUGGUGGAAAUAAUGCGGACCUGUCCUCGGUCUGUCGCCUGUAGUGCAGCCUCUCUCGCCGGCUGCCGAACCAUCGCCGAUCCUUAGAAACUCUCGAGUCGCACUGCUGUACAAUAAAGCGCUUUUCUGUCCUGCCACUAAACUUUACGUGAAGUGCAUGGAAAUGAAUGCCAGGGCAAAAAAGACUGUUUUGAUUUGUUCAUUCGCUUUAUUAAGAACAUCUUUUCACUGUUAAAUUCUUUGUGUAUCACAACUGGAAGCAUUUCCGUAGCGAGUCUCUGCUGAAGUCUUACAAGCGUUUUAGAGGAGAAACCACGCACUUUUCCUGUGAAGAAUCGUCUAGUCUCUGCUUCACUUGUUUUCUGUGUGCAGCCUUUUUGUUCAGAUUGUUCCAUCGCAGAAUAUCAUCAAUACAGGGCUGAGAUGUUGGCCGUUUUAAUAUACAAGGCUAGAACUUGAACUUAGACCUACAGUCUGUCGUCUUUUUUUUUUUCGGUUUUGUCCCGUCUUUUCAUCUUUUUGUGGACAAAGUACCCCAUGAUUUCUCCAUAAUCGCAAUUGCGCGCUGUAAUCGAAUGGUGACUUGUUACUGCAGAAGAGGCUCUGUGUGACGGAGCUCAAGCAGGACAGUAGUACUGUAGUGUGCUUUGUGUGGGUUAAAGCGAGACAUACAGAUUCUGUUCCCAUGUCCUUCAUGCGCCUCUGAUGUCGACUAGAACAAUUAAACAAAUUCAGAAUCC
Puntigrus tetrazona (Sumatra barb) is the source of this 2687-nucleotide messenger RNA. RefSeq names its product FKBP prolyl isomerase 4 (gene fkbp4). The record is from RefSeq and is a predicted model, not a curated record. Bases 308 to 1657 code for a protein of 449 amino acids. Lineage: Eukaryota; Metazoa; Chordata; Actinopteri; Cypriniformes; Cyprinidae. The transcript has 10 exons. Gene Ontology annotation, molecular function: protein binding; peptidyl-prolyl cis-trans isomerase activity.